Molecule: messenger RNA, 2218 nt
Organism: Aureobasidium subglaciale EXF-2481
Lineage: Eukaryota; Fungi; Ascomycota; Dothideomycetes; Dothideales; Saccotheciaceae
Exons: 2
Coding region: 128-2116 (662 amino acids)
Source: RefSeq, a predicted model, not a curated record
AACUUCCUCCAUCAACGAUUGUCACUUGUCACUCCUUGCUUGUCACUCGUCACUUCACUUUUCGUUCUUAUCUGGUGAUCUGCUGCCUAGAGAACUUUGCUUGGGCGCAACUUUACCUCCUCCAAUUAUGGCGCCACAGACACCGACUUCGUCUCCGAAGUCAUCCAGCUCACCUCGAUCGCCAAAGUUCUCCUGGUCUCACAAGCAUCGCCAGGCUUUGUUGGUGCUCUACACCAGCGAUAUAGACAAAGAUAACGUCGCGUCGGCUUUCAACAAACUGUUCCACGAGGAGCUCCGAACCAGAGGUUUCACAGACGGCUUGUCGAAAAGCGCCAUCAAUGCUCAGUACAGCAAAUCUUACAGGACUUCUUGUGCAGCAUGGCAGUUGGCGGAAGCCUCUCAUAAAUCUGAACUUGAAUGGGUCACCAAGAAAUUACGCUCGAUCGACAUCACAGCAAGUCCUCCAUCUGCCGCUGCUCUACCUACUGCAAGUACUGUUCGAUCUGGCCAGCCAACGCUACUCAACAACAGACGCCGACAUUCUGCUACUACUACUACUACAUCCGUCUCCGUAGUAAUUGAUGCCCCGAGAAGAAACACCAUCGCUUCGACUCAACCAUCACCGCGAAUCACAAUUGCCUCUCGGAAAGUUUUCAAGAGAUUCCCCGAAGACCUGAUCUCUACAAACAGAACUCGUACGAUGUUUGGAGAACAAGUUCCUAUUAUCCGAGCAACAGACGAAGAUCUGAUCGUAAAUAAUCCUAUCACAUCCGAGGAAGCACACUCAGCAGUACCCGAACUCCUUUUUCGAUUCUAUGACGAUGACAGCCAAGGUUGUAGGACUAAAGAUGGCUUCCUAUCAGGCUACUACGCCUACCUUACCGUUCCUCCUCCAUCCCCACCUCCUUGUACAGACGAUCGUCUGUUCGCAACUAUCCUUCACCAUCUAAACAAAGUACGAUUCUCCUCCGAGUUAAUCUCUACAACUUCCAACCUUUUCUUUGCGCUGCGGCUAGCCGCAAAGUCAAACGCGAAUCCACGCAUCUGUAUAAUUCGAGGCAGUGCGAUACCGCAGUCUAAAAUCUACCAUGCACUGCCUUUCCAUCAACGCUACAAAGCAGAGCGAAUGUUUUACAAUGGCACAUAUAUGAAUCCGUCCUCGCACGAGUAUCUGAUUUGGGCCACUCUUUCACAUACAGCAAUCCUCGCCGACUUUUCCUUCUUAGAUUUUGAAGCCACACUAGCCAGGAAUCCUAUGAUGGAAUACGUGUUCCGCAUCCAAGAAAUGAAGACAAAGAAAGGAAACACCCAUAUUCUCAAAAUUUUUAAGAAAGAAAAGCUCGGCUUGAGCAUGGGCAUUGUAGACGGACUGGCUAGAAUGAUGCCCCAACUUGGUAUCGCGGCCGGUGCUCCCGGUGCUGUGAUCGCACGUUUCGUGUCUGAGAUUAUCCGAGGCUUCAAGAUUGACCUGCUGAAGACGACGCCGCAGCGCUGGCAGAUGUUGGCUGGUGCGUUUGCAUAUGCGAUGACUGAUCAAGCCAAGUAUAGGAACGUAGACGAGGCUUGGUUGGUUCGUAUCCAAGAGGCAUUCUUAUCAGGUGCGAGGACGGGAAUUGGAGAGCUGAAUUGGCAUCUCAAUGCGCAGAAGCAGACGAGGAUGCUAAGUAAAAGUGUUCAACUAGGACUCGGCGCACCUGCGGCCAGCAACAUUGACCAGACCGCGUCGGUCAACCGUCGAGUGGACAAACAGAGAAGUCGGGCCAUCGAAUCGACCACCUACAAAGACGCACGUCUUGGAGAAGAAAAAGCAAAGAUCGACCGCCAAAGCGAUCAAGACAACAAUCAAGAGAUGGUCAAUCAAGAUGUCAGCGACGAAGACUCCCUCGACCACUCCAAUGAUACCACUAUCGAUGAAGAAGAGCUCGAAACAGAUAUCGAAGAGGGAGUACUCGUGCUGGACUCACAGCGCAAACACUCGCAGCACAGAGGCUCGCAGCGCAGGGCCUGGUACCCAAGAGAGGUGACAUCUAGAUCCAGCAAGGUCGACAAGGAUAUCAUCAUCAUCGAGGACAGUGACGACGAGGACUACAUCGUGGACAGCGACAUGGAGUACUAAAUUGUAUGAUUGGUCGACUCAAAUUGAAGGAUCAGUGGAAUGUAUGACUAGCAGCUGAAUUUGAAGGGUAUCUCUGCUCUCGAUAAAAAUAAAAAAGUACUG